Molecule: messenger RNA, 1683 nt
Organism: Chaetomium strumarium
Lineage: Eukaryota; Fungi; Ascomycota; Sordariomycetes; Sordariales; Chaetomiaceae
Exons: 2
Coding region: 375-1532 (385 amino acids)
Source: RefSeq, a predicted model, not a curated record
CGAAAUCGCUAGGCUUGGAACGGGGCGCAUGAAUCGCAAAGCUUGACUUGACUGGGUUCUGCCCGGCAGGUGAGACGCCAUGCUGAUCCUUUGCUUGACCGAGUAACCAUGGCGGCGGCCAGCCUGCGACUAUGAUGACUCGGAAUCAUGAAUGAAAUCGCGGGGAAAGAGCCAGACUUCCGAUCCCCCUCUGGAGAGGAGAGCGUCCGGAGGCGUCUUCUUCUUCUUAAGCUCCGAAUCUGCCGUCUCCCACUGCCGAACAACCCGUCUUCGGAUGCGAACGCCGUUCCCAGUAGUUGCGACUUACUACCACUUACAUGAUACGGCCUUGAAAGCCUUGACGUUAGCAGACCGGCAGCAGCGCAUCUCCCGCCAUGGCGCCAAGGGAUGCUAGGAUCUCCCGGGACAGUGUUGCGACGGGGCCGACGCUCACGAUCCUCCUCGUCUUCAUCAGCGUGGCGCUCUACAACGUCGCCGAACUCAACUUCAUCAUCCUGGCUACCUUCAAGCGGCGCAACGGACUCUACUUCUGGAGCUUCAUCGUCGCAACAUGGGGCAUCGUGCCCUAUUCGAUCGGCUUCCUGCUCAAGUCGCUGCAGGUGGAGGUGCACAGCUGGGUGUACGUGACCAUGAUCGUGGUCGGGUGGUGCUGCAUGGUGACGGGCCAGUCAGUCGUGUUGUACUCGCGGCUGCACAUCGUGCUGCACAACGCCUUCCAGCUGCGGCUCGUGCUGGGCAUGAUCAUCACCAAUGCCAUCAUCUGCCACAUCCCCACCACCGUCAUGGUGUACGGCGCCAACUCGGCCCACCCGGAGCCCUUCAUCACGCCCUACUCGAUCUGCGAGAAGAUUCAGGUGACGAUCUUCUUCCUGCAGGAGAGCAUCAUCUCAAUACUGUACAUCAAAGAGACGGUCGAGCUCAUGCGGGUACGGAAACGCGGCGCGAUAACGGGUGGCAGGGGGUUCAGCAACGCCACGCGGUGGCUGAUGACACACCUGAUCAUCGUGAACAUCAUUGUCGUCAUGCUCGACAUCACCAUCAGCGGCCUCGAGUACGCCAACCAGUACUACCUGCAGACGAGCUACAAGGCACUGGUCUACAGCAUCAAGCUCAAGCUGGAGUUCAGCAUCCUGAACCGCCUGGUCGAGGUGGCCCAGGGCGGAUCGUCCGCCCACGACAGCUCGAACAUCCGGACGUGGACCGACGCCGCCGGCAUCCAGAUGGACGCCUUUGACAGGGAAAGACGGAAGCCCUCGGCGGCGGGUCCCGGCUUGGGGCACAACGUGUACGUGCGGUCCGAGUCCGGCGCCGGGGCAUACGACAGAAAGCACCCGGAUGCGGCGGUGGUCAUGACAACCGAGGUCACCAUCCACCGGGGUCGGUCGCGAUCGGGCUCCGGGCCCGAAGGGGAUCUGGAAAGCAUCGGCGACCGGUCUGGCAUGACCGUCGACAUGUCAGAUGGAGACUUCAUCGGGCAAUCCAGGGCGGCAUCCCACUCGUCCGAGCGGCGCAUUGUUGAGACAAGGGGCUAAGAAAGGCGCGCAUCUGUGACAGACUGCUCGUCGUUAGUAAAUCAUUUUCUGGGUAACUGUGAGAGACGAGCAAUAUGUGGGCGAGGCACAAGGUCGCUGCAAAUAUUACUCAAUUCUGCUAAUCGAAAGCUGAGGAAAGGAAGGAGAAGAU